Molecule: messenger RNA, 453 nt
Organism: Morchella sextelata
Lineage: Eukaryota; Fungi; Ascomycota; Pezizomycetes; Pezizales; Morchellaceae
Exons: 6
Coding region: 1-453 (150 amino acids)
Source: RefSeq, a predicted model, not a curated record
AUGGUGUCUCGGGAGGGAUCUGCGCUGCAAACGCCUCCCGGAGACCAUGCGGGCGCCAUUCCUUGUUUUUUCUUUUUCCUGGCCUCUCCCUUGCAGACAGCAACCCUACCAAGGCCUCGUCUCCAAAAACCUCGAUAUGCCUUGAGUACAUGGGUAGCUCGUCACAUUCCUCUGCCAGGAGCUAGCCUGCGUUUCCACGGUCAAAUCAUCACAUAUGGGUCGACGACAAACAAGACUUUGGGAAUACCCGCAUUAGUGUUGAGCCGUGGCAAUGCUUGUAGUUUUUUUUUUUUCAUUGAGCAGCACCACUUCGUAUUAAGUGAAACUGCUCAAGGCAGAGAGAGAAAGCCAAGAAUUUCAAAAUACAGCCGAGGAUCCCCCGACCGUUUCAAAUUUUCGGCGCCGUCCGAUUUAGGACCGAAUGCACCGGAGACAUCACCGUAUCCGCAAUAG